AGCGCGAGCUCACGGCUUCCCCGCGCCGCGUUGAGGAGCGUCGCCGCGUCGUGCCGCUGCGUCGUGCCGCUCCUCCUCUAGACUCACUUCUCCAUGGCUUCGCUCCGGGUUCCUGCGCACGGUGCGCGUGAGCAGGUGCAGGUGAGUGUGUGAGCCGGGUCGGAGGUCAUGCUGCGGAGGGAGUCCGACCCCCGCGGCCUCUUUUCCUCCGGAGAGACGUCUGACAAUGACUGUGAGGUGGGGGCGAGCUGUGGAGAGGCGGGUGGCGCAGUGUGUGUGUGUGUGUGUGUGCGCGAGGCCGGUCCCCGUGCACCUCGUGCACCUGAAGCACACACGCCCACGCCGGACACGCUGCCGUGUGAACACUGUGGGAAGAGCAGGGUGAUGGUGACCAGGUACUCCGAGGGAUACGGCACAGAGGACGAGUCUGAGCCUCAAGAAGGGGAGAGCGACGUGGACGCUGACAUCGAGGACACGGACUGCAGACUCCAGGAGGCGGGUCCUCUCCAGCGAAUCAGCUCGCGGAGACGUAAGCGUGCGCGGGUGGCGCGCCAGGACACCACGGAGAGCGAGGACGACGGCGGGCGGAGCCACCGGUCGCCCCGCUGGAACCUCCGGCUCAGUCCGGAGCGAGCGCACAGCCGGACCAUCCCCGAGGAGAGCGUGUCGCAGGUCAGGCCGCUGGUCGUCGGCCGGCCGGACGCGGCGAGGCCUCCGGAGCGCCCGCCGCCGCCGCCGCCGCCGUCCUCCCUCUCGCUCCCUCUCCUCCUCCUCCUCCUCUUGCUUCCUCUCUCCCUCGUCAUCAUCAUCAUCGUGACCCUCCUUCGACCGUGACCCCGACACAAGGUGUUUUUUUUCUUCCUAUUUCCAGAAGGCUCCGCCCACUCCCACAGGGCACAGAAAGACACGGCGCCGUACGGAGGUUACUCACUCUUUACAGAUCCAGGAUCUGUUGGCGACGGCGUAAAGAACGCGCUCGGCCUUCUGCCAUCGCUUUCUCACCCCCUCGUCUGUAAAAAUAGACCUCGACGCGUCUCACUUAUUCUAAUGAG
Molecule: messenger RNA, 1052 nt
Organism: Cyclopterus lumpus (lumpfish)
Lineage: Eukaryota; Metazoa; Chordata; Actinopteri; Perciformes; Cyclopteridae
Exons: 7
Coding region: 169-834 (221 amino acids)
Source: RefSeq, a predicted model, not a curated record